Molecule: messenger RNA, 1360 nt
Organism: Musa acuminata subsp. malaccensis (wild Malaysian banana)
Lineage: Eukaryota; Viridiplantae; Streptophyta; Magnoliopsida; Zingiberales; Musaceae
Product: protein BOBBER 1
Biological process (GO): protein folding
Cellular component (GO): cytoplasm
Source: RefSeq, a predicted model, not a curated record
GCUCUCUGUUUCCUGCUCCUCUUUCCCUCUCUCUCCCUCCAACGUGACGCCGCCGCCAUGGCCGUGAUCUCUGAGGUCGAGGAAGAGGCGCAAGAGCAGCAAAACCCCUCUUCCUCUUCUCCGCCCCCCGCUCCGCAGGCGGAUCCCGAUGAGGAGUCCUUGGCCUCGGUGCUCGCCAAAAAGGGGCCGAUGCCCUUCCUCGAGGCUGCCAUCGACCUCGUUAGACGGCAGUCAGAUUUCUUCACAGAUGAGGCGGCGGUGACAAAGGUCGUACGAGCGGUGACCGCCGCCAAGGAGAAGGUCGACGCCGAGGAGAGGCUGAAGAAAAGGGCGGCAGAUGAGGCUGCCAAGGCCGAGAAGCGGCUCAAGGAGGCGGCACAGAAGGCCGCUGAGAAGACGGAGGCCAAGGAUCAGAAGACGGAGGCCGCUGCGGCGGCCAAGGAUGAGGAGAAGGAGGGUGUCCGGAAGCCAAAUUCUGGAAAUGGUCUGGACUUAGAUAAUUAUUCUUGGACACAAACACUUCAAGAGGUCACCGUGAGCAUUCCAGUUCCUCAGGGGACAAAAUCAAGGUUUGUUACUUGCGAGAUAAAGAAGACUCAUCUGAAGGUUGGCUUAAGGGGACAACCUCUAAUUAUCGAUGGGGAUCUUUAUCAACCAGUGAAAGCAGAAGAUUGUUUUUGGAGCAUAGAGGAUGGAAAAUUCAUUUCUGUACUUUUGACCAAGCAAAAUCAGAUGGAAUGGUGGAAAUGUGUGGUAAAGGGUGACCCUGAAAUUGAUACGCAGAAAGUAGAACCUGAGAAUAGCAAGUUAUCUGAUCUGGAUCCUGAAACUCGGCAAACUGUAGAGAAAAUGAUGUUUGACCAGCGACAGAAAUCCAUGGGUCUUCCAACAAGUGAUGAGAUGCAGAAGCAGGAAAUUCUCAAAAAGUUCAUGGCCCAGCACCCAGAGAUGGACUUUUCAAGGGCAAAACUAGGCUAAGAUUUCCUUUUUCUGCUUGCAAAUAAGUUAUAAAUGCAGCAGCUCUUCAAGCUCAAGGAUACCUGAUAAUGGAAUUAGGAAAAUCAUGCUCUUAAGCAGUUGUCAGUUUGGCAGAUUGGUUGAAGAUCCUUUUGCAGCCCUCCUUUUCUGUUCCUUGUUUUCCUUAGUAGUGCUUAGUAGUACAAUCAUCUGCCAUGUUUUGUGAACUUGAGGGACUAAUUGAUCUCUUGGUAACGGAAAAAGCCGUGAUGUUUGCAACUGAAACUUGCAUCUAUGUUUUGCUUGUGGAGGUAUUACUUUUCAUGGUUGGGACCUUGUUGCCUUUGUGACAUUGUGGUACUUUGGGCGUUUAUGCCGCUUGCUAUGAAGUUGUUUAUGUCAA